AUGGCCUCCUUCCAAGUCUUCUUGUCCACCUUCUUCAUCUUCUUCGUCCUUCCUCACAUAACUUCAAGCGCCAUAAUUUGCAAAACUUCGUCUUGUGGUGGCAGGGAAAACCUGCUCGUCAACUUCCCUUUCCGUCUGAAAGACAUGAAACUGACCAAUCGUGCGGCUAUCCGGGAUUCGAUCUCUCAUGCAACAACCAAAGCCAGGCAAUCCUUACUCUCCCUUAUUCCGGUGACGUCGUUGUCGAACACAUCGACUACAACAAGCAAGCAAGCAAUAUAUAUCGACGACCCAGAUCACUGCUUUGCUAGACGCUUCCUGCAGAACUUCACUCUCUCGGGCUCUCCUUUCCAAUUUGCAGCUGUCGGAAACUUCACCUUCCUCAACUGCUCGGCCAACAAGACAACGGUGUACGAGUACGGGUAUGGGCGGGUCAUUCCUUGCGUUAGCGGCAAUGACUAUAACAUGAAUACAGAAAACCUUUGGGCUUGGGGGGCCAUUAGACAUGCCCCAAGCUUCUUAGUGGCUCUGUCAUUGCUGAUAAGUCCUAUAACUAGUCUCUUAUAA
This is a messenger RNA of Alnus glutinosa, 567 nucleotides long. Its product is annotated as putative RING-H2 finger protein ATL21A. The record is from RefSeq and is a predicted model, not a curated record. Bases 1 to 567 code for a protein of 188 amino acids. The transcript has a single exon. Lineage: Eukaryota; Viridiplantae; Streptophyta; Magnoliopsida; Fagales; Betulaceae.